This is a messenger RNA of Syngnathoides biaculeatus (alligator pipefish), 4099 nucleotides long. It is a transcript of the gene trappc11, whose product is annotated as trafficking protein particle complex subunit 11. The record is from RefSeq and is a predicted model, not a curated record. The transcript has 31 exons. Lineage: Eukaryota; Metazoa; Chordata; Actinopteri; Syngnathiformes; Syngnathidae. Bases 282 to 3704 code for a protein of 1140 amino acids.
GUCUAGGAGUUUGGCAUUCCCAAAUUCAUAUCUAUGUUUGGCCUUCUCAGACAGACCAUAGGACUCAGCCUAAAACGACGAGCUGUAUUUAGUGAUUCUUUCGCCCUGAAUAAAUCAUAUUUAAAUAGGUUUUGACUGGCAACAUUUUUGUCGGCAGUGUGAAUUGGGUUUCGUAAAUGGAUUAUUGUUCUCCGAUUAGCGCCCAUUUGCUGAUUUAACCAAUCGUCUGUCCGAUUCUAUAAACCCUUUACGAUAUAGCCAGGUCCUUUUGAAAGUUCAGAAUGGCAGGUCUGCAGUGUGAACUUCCCUCAGAGCUAUGCUGUCGACCGAUGGCUUUUGUAGCCUUAACUGGUUUGGAUGUCGUCUACAAUGCUGUGCACCGUGCAGUAUGGGAUGUUUUCAGUGCCAACCGGCGAACUGACAGAGUGCCAAUCUCUUUCAAAAUUCUCCCCGGUGACCAUGAGUAUCCGAAGUGUCGAACUAAGCGUACGUCCUAUGAGUGGUACAUUCCCAAAGGAAUAUUGAAAACAACCUGGAUGAACAAGCACCUGAAUGAAGUACCGGCACUGGUUGUUGUCUUCUAUGAAUUGGAUUGGGAUGACCAACAGUGGAAAGAGAAACAAUCUGAAUGCGCUACGAAGGUUGAGAUUGUCAGAUCCAGUCUUCAAAGCAGAAAUACUAAAGUGGCUGUAGUUUUAAUUCAGAAGAAAACACCUCUGCCUCCAGGAGAAGACUUGGUAGCAUCUGAAAGAGCUGCAGCUAUUUGUCAUGCCUGUGAUCUGUCCGGAAAGAGUCUGUUUGUCCUGCCACAUACUGACCACCUUGUUGGUUACAUUAUAAGGUUGGAGAAUGCCUUCUAUGAACAUGCUCAGACAUACUAUUACAAUGAAAUCCGUCGAGUUAAAUCUCAUAAGGAGUUUCUAAACAAGACAACACAUCAGUUGCUGUUUGUCCGACACCAGUUCAAAAUCGCUUUCUUCAGUGAGCUGAAGCAAGACACCCAGAAUGCUUUAAAACACUACAGAACUGCCUAUAGUCUUGUCCAUGAGCUGAGAGCCCAUGAAUCAAAUAUGUUGGAGAUUAAAACCUUGGCGGGCUUCAUUAACUACAAGGUAUGCCGUCUCUGUUUCCAGCACAAUACUCCACUUGAUGGUAUUUCCCAAUUCAGAAAGCACAUUGAUCUUUGUAAGAAGAACAUCGGUAGUGCUGAACUGGCUUUUGAGCAUGCUGCAUGGAUGGCAAAACAGUUCCAGUCUUUUGGUGAGCUGUUUGAUGAUGCAAUAAAAUUGGGUCUGGCAGCUAUCCAGACACAGAACCCAGGUUUCUACUAUCAGCAGGCUGCCUAUUACAGCCAGGAAAGAAAACGACUUGCACAUCAGCUCAGUCAGGCAGGAGCAAUUUAUCUUUCGUCCGACGCAAUGGACAUACUGAAUGGAGGAUUGGACUACUAUGGCCAAAGACCAUGGAGACAAGGACACCAGAGUAUUGAUCCUCCUGACCAAGACAAAGAAAGGAAGGGAAUUCUGGCAUUGCAGGUCAACGAAAGGGAUGUCCCUCAUUCCGAGCUGAUAUUAACUCUUCUCAGCAAUGCUGUUGCCCAGUUUAAGAAGUACAAAUGCCCAAGAAUGAAAAGUCAUCUUAUGGUGCAAAUGGGAGAGGAAUACUACCAUGCUCAAGAUUAUGCCAAAGCCCUCAAACUGUUGGAGUAUGUGAUGUGUGACUUUCGCACAGAGCGCUGGUGUGGAAUCCAGACAGCCAUAUUGACCACAGCUCUCCAGUGUGCUUACCUAAUGGCCAGUGUCAAACAUUAUAUCAUAUUCUGUAUGGAGCUAAUGGGCAGAGCUUCAACACUGAAGAAGGAGCAAAAGUCUAGAAUUGGAGAGAAUCUCAUGCAAGUUCUGAAGAACAAGAUUCCUGAUCCUGAGCCUCAGUGUGAUCAGUUUUCAGCUAAUGCCGGACGAUCAUUGUGGAAUCAAUUUAUGGCUUCAGGUGGCUCAGAUGAAGUCAUUAUUGAUGUGCAGGACUACGUACCGUUCAGUAGUUCCUGCAUUCCCGUAUCUCUGAUCGUGUGUACCGACCUCCACCUGUUCUCCGACCGACCCCUUCAAUGUAAAGCCAAAUUCCAGUCUCCCAGUUUCCAUGUCGACGAAGUCAUCCGACUCCAAGUGUUCGUCAAAGCUGACUGUCCUCAUCCUGUAUCAUUCAGCAAACUGGCUGUCAGCUUAAGCAAUCAGGAGUAUAAUCAAUGGUGUGUUCUGGAAACAUCAGGUCAGGAGCGUGAAACCCUUCUGCCUGGGAAAUCAAAAUGCUACAACUUCAGCUUUGUGGCAAAAACCAGAGAUGUUGGGAAAAAAAUUGAGAUGACAGGUGUAGAGAUCAUGAUUGGCAGUGGCAGUGGUCGCUGCGUGUUUCUGAGAUGGAGAGGGGCAGGUGGUGACGUAGCCACAUCCCACGAGUUCAUGCCGUCAAACAGAUCAUCGUGUUUUCAUGAUGUUAAGGAAGAUUUGGAUUGGGAUUUCAUAACGAUCGUACAAAAUACCAUGAUCAUCUCGAGAGUUCCAAAGCUCUAUGUAGAGCUGAGUCAUCAGCCUCCUGCUCUUUGCAAUGAAAUGUACCCUAUUCACUUCACGGUCCAAUCACUGGAAGAGGCUGUAGCCAAGGAUGUGAAACUGACUGCAGGACUCAACCCUGGACAAGAUGCCAAUUUAAGUCAGACAACACAUGUGACACUUGAUAACUCCAAGACUUAUGAUGAUACGACACCUCCUCUGCUCCCUGACAUACUUCUUGGGAAUUUGAAUCCAGGCGAAAAGCUCAACAGAUGUGUAUAUGUAAUAUGUUCGACAACUGGACCAAGGCUGUUUCUGUUUCACAUAUCUUACAACAUUGAUGUAACUGUGGAUGGACAACAGAUUGAAUGCAAAUGUCAGAAGGAUGAAACAGUCACCAUAGAGACAUUGGUUCCAUUUGAAGUUUCUGCCAGCUUUUUGUCAACCAAGUUUGAACCACUGGAGCAGAUAGCAAUGGAUAUUCCCUUUCUGAUGUUAACGGCGGUCCAGUCAUCAUCCCCUUGGGCCCUGAUCUUGACUUCCUCAUCUCUGCAGAGUAUCGGAAUAACGAACACACGACACCAUGAGUUCCAGUUGCGGGACGUGAUUCUAAAGAAAGAUGAAUGUGCAAGUGAAUGUUUCUGUCUGCGGUGUCCACCACUGGGCAAAAACAAUAACAAAGCUGUGGCUGCUGGACAGUACCUCAUAUCAUGGAGAAGAUAUCCCCCCAGUCCAGGUAGUCCUCUCAUCACCACAUCGGUCACUCUGCCCCAUGUCUUUCUGGAGCCUGUCCCACUUUACAUCCAUGCUGAUAUCCCUCCCUUUGGGAGAGUUCGAGAGUCCCUUCCAGUUUUUUUCCACAUAGAGAACAGAACAGCUCUGGUGCAGGAGGUGGAGAUAGCUGUCGAACCAUCUGAUUCCUUCAUGUUUUCUGGACUGAAACAGGUGCAUCUCCGUAUACUUCCUGAUGCAAAGCAACAGAUGCUGUAUAACUAUUAUCCGCUUAUAGCUGGUUACCAAACAUUGCCACAACUCAGCAUCAGCAUCUCUCACUGUACAACCAAUGCAUACAACGUCAGACGCUUCAUCCCCAAUCGUAUUUUUAUCAAGCCACAGGGGAAAGAGCUGGACAAUGACUCUAUUGAUGCAGCUUGAGAUAUGAGUUUCAUGUACGACUGUGAGAACAAAACGUUGUGUAGCAUUUCCUUUGUAUGAUUUUUUUUUUCUCUCCGAGAUGACAGUAAUACACUCAUUUAAUUUGAUUAUUUUGAUGUUGCUUUACUGUUAUGAUCAAAAUCUAAUAAAUUAGUGGACUGUCAUUAAAUACAAAGAUAAUAAUUAUAAAUUCUAAUCUGAUACGAACUGUAUUGAAAUGGGUGUAAUGUUUGGCAUGUAUUAAAAUUAAAAUCAUGGAAAUGCAAAGUAAGUGUUAAAAUUUAUUAUCUUUAUGGCAAAUUGAAUACUUGUAGUGAAGAACAUUAUAGUUAUACAAAGUAGAGUGGACCCCCAAUAUUCGUGCUUGACGAAAAUGUGCAAUUAUUGAUGCCCAU